AUGGCAGUAACCGCAAGGCGGCUGUUAUCCGGAGACGGCAGUCACAAAGCAAGCAGAGGCUGGGAGAGCGGGCGCCUUGCAGUCCCCUCACAAGUCACGGGCAAGGCUUUAUGUUGGGUUGAGGAACAGCAGUUUGUGCAGCAACAUGGCAAGCAGCUAUUGAAAUGCAAAGGAGGACAAAGCCUGUAG
This is a messenger RNA of Plenodomus lingam JN3, 189 nucleotides long. Lineage: Eukaryota; Fungi; Ascomycota; Dothideomycetes; Pleosporales; Leptosphaeriaceae. The record is from RefSeq and is a predicted model, not a curated record.